This is a messenger RNA of Penaeus indicus, 1958 nucleotides long. Its product is annotated as N-acetylgalactosaminyltransferase 6-like. NCBI's taxonomy places the organism in Eukaryota, Metazoa, Arthropoda, Malacostraca, Decapoda, Penaeidae. The transcript has 12 exons. The coding region runs from base 198 to 1958 and encodes 586 amino acids. The record is from RefSeq and is a predicted model, not a curated record. Gene Ontology annotation, cellular component: Golgi apparatus. Gene Ontology annotation, biological process: protein O-linked glycosylation. Gene Ontology annotation, molecular function: polypeptide N-acetylgalactosaminyltransferase activity.
CCCCGCCUUCCCAGAGGAGAACGAGAGGUCGAGAGAGGGAGGAGGCGGGGGCGCGAAGAGGAGGGACGAAGAGAAGGGUGGAGCUGGAAGCGAAAAGGAAGAAGAGAAAAAGAAGAAGGGCGUACACAGACGUAACUUUGACGGGCGUGGACGGGCGUUGCAGGGCGUGACGGGUCAGCUGAGGUUACGCCGAAAUCAUGAGGCUGCGACGCGUGUGGGUGCGGCACAGGGAGAAGCUCCUGGUGGCGGCGCUGCUGGUGCUCACGGGCAUCAUCAUGACUUCGCCCAAGCCGCUCGCGAGGCUCGUCCGGCAGGAGGAGGAAGGUGUGGUAUUGGUGGACGGAGUAAGGAAGAAAAAUUACCACGACUAUAAUUAUAUGAAACUGGAAACUCAGCAGAGAGGGUUAGGGGAACAAGGAGCUGGUGCCACCCUACCUGCAGGUCUUGAAAAGGAGAAAGAUGAAUUUUACAAAGUGAAUGGUUUCAACGCCCGACUCUCUGAUGAAAUAGCUUUAAAUCGCUCCCUCAAAGACAUCAGGCAUCCAAAAUGCCAAAAAUAUUUGUACAUGGCGGACCUCCCAACUGCUGCUGUUGUUGUCCCAUUCCAUAAUGAACAUUGGUCCACUCUCCUGCGCACGGCCUUCUCUGCAUAUAACCGCGCUCCAAAACACUUGCUGAAGGAGAUUAUUCUUGUGGAUGAUGCUAGUACAAAAGAUUUCCUCGGCAUAAAACUAGACAACUACCUGAAGGAGAACCUCCCCAUUGCAAGGGUGGUCCGGCUGCCCUCACGUUGGGGGUUGAUUCGGGCCCGGCUGGAAGGGGCAAAGCAUGCAAAGGCCGACGUGCUCAUUUUCCUCGAUUCUCACACGGAAUGCACAACAAACUGGUUGCCACCGCUUUUAGAACCUAUUGCUCAAAACUACAAAACAGCAGUGUGUCCUUUCAUUGAUGUGAUCGACUAUGAAACCUUCGAGUACAGAGCUCAAGAUGAGGGGAGAAGAGGGUCAUUUGACUGGGAAUUCUACUACAAGAGAUUGCCCCUUUUGGCCGAGGACGAGGCCAAUAUGCCGUUGCCGUUCAAGAGCCCAGUCAUGGCAGGAGGCUUGUUUGCCAUAAGUUCCAAAUUCUUCUGGGAGCUCGGAGGAUAUGACCCUGGCCUUGACAUAUGGGGGGGAGAACAGUACGAGCUUUCUUUUAAAGUGUGGCAGUGUCAUGGGGUCAUGUAUGAUGCUCCGUGCUCCCGAAUCGGACACAUUUAUCGGAAGUUUGCACCGUUCCCCAACCCAAGAAAAGAUAACUUCAUUGCUAGAAAUUACCGUCGUGUGGCAGAGGUUUGGAUGGAUGAAUACAAGAAAUACCUUUACAUGAGACAACCUGGAUGGCUACAGACGGAUACUGGAGACAUUAGCGAGCAGCUGGCAGUUCGAGAGCGUAACAAGUGUAAGCCAUUCCAGUGGUUUAUGGAAAAUGUGGCCUUUGAUCUUGCUAAACACUACCCGCUGAUUGAACCCCCAGACUACUGUAAUGGAACAAUUCAGAGUCUGGCUGACCCAAAGCUCUGUGUAGACACCAGGAUGAAAGGGCAGUUUGAACGGCUGGAUUCCCUGGGUGAAUGUAGUGCAAGUUCUCAGUUCCAGUUCCAGCUCACAGCAUACAAGGAUUUGCGACCCCUAAAAAGCCAUAAUUGCUGGGAUGUACCUGAUCUUCAAGCGAAGCAUGCACCUGUCUUGCUUUUCGGCUGCCACAAAGGCCUUGGGAACCAGAUGUGGAAGUAUGAUAUGGAAAACCAGUUUAUUCGGUUUGGCCAUGAUGGUACUCACUGCCUCGACUCAAGCACCAUAAACAGGGAAAUCUUUGUCUCCCGGUGUGACAUGACCUCCCAGACGCAGAAGUGGAAGUGGGGCUUCUUUAACGAGGAAAGAUUACGCAACUAUGAUAAUCUAGAUCCCAGACCUUAG